Messenger RNA from Psylliodes chrysocephalus, 4910 nucleotides. Lineage: Eukaryota; Metazoa; Arthropoda; Insecta; Coleoptera; Chrysomelidae. The record is from the annotation of a GenBank genome assembly.
AUGAUAGCGUCUUUGAAAUCAACCGACAAAACUAAAAAUAUAAAAGAAGAUGAUCUUUGUAUGGGUAAUCGGAAAAAGUUGACUCAAUUUAGCAUUGAAGCCAUUGUUGGUGAAAAGAAACAAUUAACCUUAGACGAAACAAUAAUGUCUUCAAAAAAACUCCGUUUGGAUAAUGAUUCUAAAAAUGUUGAAACGAAAAAUGAGUCAGCUUCUAAUUUAUAUGUAAAAAUUAAAAAUGGAAUAAAUAUAACCCAGUUUAAAAAUAAUAAAGAUUCUAUACUAUCUAAAGAUGUCGCAUUGACAAAAAAAAUACCAAAAAAAGUACUUAACGUUGAUCAAAAUGAUGACUUUAUGUUUCGAGAUAAAAGCUCUGAAGUAAAACAUGCGCUCACUCCUAUUAUAGAUGAUAAAAUUCCGAAUCAUUCGUGCAGUCCACAAUUGCCCGCACCUUCACCAAAUUAUCCAGUACAAUCUUGUACUAUAUCUGAAAGUAAUAAUAAUAAUAGUAAUAUAAAUAAUCCGUUACCUCAAACAACCGCAACCAUAAGUCAUAAGAAACUAAACAAGAAUUCAAAAAAGCAAAUUGAGACGAUGAAAAAAUCAGCCAUACAAGAAUCCAAUUUUACCAUACUGAACAUACCAAAUAUACCUGUCAAAGCUAAACGUCAAAGACUGAGCAAAAUAGAUUUGGCAACUCGCAAAAGAUUGAAUCGAAAGAAGGAAAAGAAGAAGAGGAAUCCGAAGAGCAAAAGUGAUAAAGUCAGUGUAGAAUAUGGGAUUAUGGUUUACGGUUAUUCUGAUGGGUCUGAUAGUGAUGUUUCUCUAUCUAGUGAUAGCGAUAGCAGUGAUGUCGACAUAGAUCUUGUUAUUAAAAACGGACCACCUCUGGAGAUGGAUUCGAGCCCGUUCAAGAUGAAUUUUUUGAAGACUUUGCAACUGACUACGCAUAGGAUGAAAAAUUUUAUAGAAUUGCAAAAACUUCAGAAAAGAAAGUGGCUCGAUCCGUGCACAAUCCAAGAGACUUCAAAAGAGAAAACUGUGUCUUUAAACCUACCGGUGCCUUUGAAAUCAACUUUAACUUUAAGUAUGCUGCAAAAUUACAAGGCCAAAAAGGCUUUUUACCAGUUACUUGGUCUAAAAAUCGUUUCUGCAGCAAACAAGCAAGAAUUAGAAAAAAAUUGGCUGGAGGUGGUCAAAGAUCGUCUUAAACGAAAUUGCGAGUCCUCCGUUACGAAAUUCACCGAAAAACUUCAAAAAAUAACGUCGGAGAAAAACGACAGGCUUUCUAUCGAUAACAAGAUCAAUGAAGAACAUUUGAAGCUACCCAUUACGCACCAGUACAAAAUUCAUAAUUUGCACAUCGACAGAAAACAAGACUGUAAAAAUUUUAUCAAUCCGGACAUAGGAACGAAUAACCCUCUCCCUCUCUCCACAAUAUCUCUAGGUAAUCGCUUCAGUAUCAAAACCGCUGACAAAUUAGAUGGAUUUAAAGAAAACAUUUCCGUAGUCAAAGAAGAUUUUAAUAAUAGUUAUAAAUGGCCGGGCAUAGCGAACAUCAUUGAGGCAUAUAAGAAAUAUUCAAAAGACAGGAACGACCAAUCGUGUCAACUGAGGAAACGUCAAUCGAUGUUGGUUGACGAGAAUUCUAAAAAGCAAAAGGAGGUGAGAUCUUUGGAGAGAAGGCAGCGCGAGUUGUGUUCUAUUUUAUUCAGGAGAGAGAACGAAAAAAGAGAACUGCAGAGUAGCAUUGACCAAUUAAAAAAUUGCAUCAAUCCUUUUCGGUAACAUACGUUGAAAAACGUUGAAAAAAAGGGAAGAAAGCACGUGUUUUGGAUUUUUCUUUUUCUUUCAGACUUCCCGUUAUUUUGUUGUAUAAUUGUUAGGAAUUUAAACUGUUAUUAAUUUGGAGUAAAAAAUCCGGAUGAGUCGACCAAAUUCUAGUUUUUUUUAUUAUUAUCGUUAAAUUCUAUACGAGGCGUGUUCAUUUAAAAAUUGGCAUGAACAAGUUGGUUUUCUGGUUUUUAAGGUUGUAUUUCGAAAAUUGCUAGAUGUAAUUGUGUAAAAGACAUUUCUGACACAUGACGGCGCUUUCUCAACUUUCAGAAUUAAUUAGAAAAUUUUAAAUAACGUUAAUAUCAAAAACAAGUCAUCAAUUUUUAAGCUAUUUAUUUAUUUAAAAUUGUUGGUAAAUUGGUAAUCUAUUAAUUUUUUUACGGGUCAAGCCAAAAUUUAUUUAAUUAUUUUUGCCUUUUACUUCUUUUCCUCCAUUAUUUCAUGUAUUUUGUCACAAUUCCAACGUCCUACAAAUUUGGAAGAACAAUUAAAUUUCAAUUAAUUAUUUCAUUCUAGAAUGGCUCGUUCUUUUACUGUUGGCAUUUUUAUUUCAGUUGACUUAAGCUCAUAUCGAUGGAAAGUAAAGUUAAAGGGAAAACUAUUCAAGAGUAUACUGGGUUACUUGAAAGUUCAUUGCGUAAAUCUGUUAAAUUUUCUACUGUAAUGCAUUCUAAAACCUAUAUUCUGCACUGUUUAUUUUGAAUGUGCAAACGGCGUGUCUCAAAAAAUUAACAAAAAAAUAUAUUCUUGAUAAAAACUUUGGCAUCAUUUGGAAAUCCAUAAUUAAGCAUGAAACCGUUUAAAAGUAAGUGGAAUGAUUUAAAUUGAAUAUAUUUUUAAAUCCCUUUCAUUUAUUUUUUUAUUUUCCCUAUUUAUUAUCUAUAUUUUACAAAAUUUGAUGCUCUAGUAUAGAUUUCCAAGUAAUGCAGAACUUUUUAUCAAGAUUAUUUUUUGAAAUGUAAGAAACUUUUCAUUUGCAUAAAAUUUUUUGGGCCACCCUGUAUAAGUAACACUAUUAUUCAAGCAUUUUCGAAAUAUGGUUUGGCAAAAUUUUUAAUGGGACUUUUUGAUUAUUUCGGUAUAAUCAAUAAAUUUUGUACAAAAGUUAAUUGUUGUGUACAAUAUAUUUAAAAAAAAAAACACAUUAUUUUAAUCAGUUUUAAAAGUUUUUAUAUAAUUAUGGAAUAACGUCGGUAUUAAGUUAUCAAGAAAUAUUACCGAAAUUAAAUUAUUCUCAUAAAUAUUAUUAUGUAGUUGUUAUAUUUUAUUUAUAUAAUGUAUUUUAAUGACUUAAAUUAAUCAAACGUACAAAAAAUGCUUUUUGCUUUUUUUUAUUAAAUUAUAUUAAUUUUUUAUUUAUUGAUUACAGUGUGUGUCAAAACUAUUAUUUUUUUAUAUAAAAUCAAAAUUUAACGUUAUAAAAAUGUUUAAUUUUUAAAAUGGUUGAAAACAGUUGAUUUAGUUUAAUUAAAUAUUGAAAUAAGAAAAAAAAUAUAUAUACAUAAUUAUACAGGGUGGGCCACCGGUAACGCUUCUGUCUGUAAAGAUAAAACUAAUUUCUUUUUUUUUUUUUUUUUUUAAUUUGUUUACACAGAUGUAUAUUAGUAAAGGCAACGAUUUAAAAAUUAUUUUAAUUGAUAUACAGUGUGUCCCUUGGAAAAGGUACAAAAUUCUAGAUUUAAAAUUUCAGUUUUGAGAAAUCAAGGAUGUCUAGAAAAUUUUCAAAAAACUAUUUUACUCCUGAGUAAAGUGCAUUUUAUGUUGCAGAUAUGGCCGAAACAAAAAGUUGGUUACAAUGAUCAUCUAGGUCCAUAUGUACCAAAUUUGAAAAUCUUCGACCAUCUAUGAUUUUUCAUUUAUUUUGUAAAGAUGGCGAAUUUUCGGUAACAGAUACGUUAGAAAAUGAAAAUCAAAAUAUAAGUCCGUAUCCCAAAUUUAAAAAUCCUCUGUCAACUUUGAUCUUCCAUAUUGACAAAAUAAAUGAAAAAUCAUAGUUAGCAGAGUAUUUUUAAUAGACUUCAAAAAAGAAGUUCUCAAUUCGUCGGAAUAUUUGUUUUUGUUCAGCGAUAAUUCUUUGAUUAGAAUUUGUUAGAAAGGGGGUACUUCAGGCGUGGUCCCAUAUCAAUUUGAUCAAGAUCUAAUAAUUGUGUCCAUGAGAAAAUUAUCAAACUUUUCAUUUUUUUUUUAUGUAUGUUCAACGAUAAUUCUUUAGCACGUCUGAUUUUUAUGAUUCUUUUUUUGUUAGAAAGAGGCGUUCGUCAGGGCUGGUUCCAUAUACAUUGAUAUCUAUGAUAAAAUCAGUAAACUCAAUUUAUAAUGGCAUCUGAAUUGAAGUCGGUUUUUUAAAAUUUUAUAACUUGAAAUUGAUAUGAUUUUCAUAUAAAACUACUAUUUAUAGCAUGUGAAAUACCCUGUGUAAUUCCAUAAUAUUUGGUAUUGUUAUAAUGGGAAAAGCGAGGGCAAUUCAAAUAAAAUACAGGGUGUUCCAUUAAAAAAAAAAAAACUAAUUUUGUUGUGUAGCACUUGCCUGGAGAACUCUGUGUAAUUGAAAUUAUUUUUAAAUUGUUGCCUUUUCUCAUAUACAUCUUGCUGUGAAAAGAGAUUUAAAAAAUUAAAUAGUUUUCGCUCUACAGACUGAGGCAUUACAGGUGACUCACCCUGUAUAGUAGACUAUAUUUUUGACAUUCACUGUAAUAUGAUGGAGUAAUGGUGAAGGAACUUAAUUGUUUAAGCUGAAAAUGCAUUACGAUUUGGUCGACUUUAUCGAUUAGCGAUUACAAGGGUUAAAAACUGAAACGUUAAUAUAAAAGCUGUGAUGGAAGAUGGUGGAUUUUAUAUUUUUUUUGUUUGUUUUAAUAUAGUAUUAUCGAUUUGAUGCUUCCGAUUGAAUGGUUUUUGAAGAAUGUGGUCUUAAAGUCGAAUUUAACUUUUUAGCUGUUGUUUUUUAUUUUACGGGUGUUUUAGUUAAGCGCAAGUGAAAGUGGUGUUCACUUAUUCUGUGAUAAUGAAAACUUAGUAAUUUUAAUGUAAACACUGUUUCUAGCAUGACAAACUGAAUAAAAUUGUGAAAUAACAUG